Molecule: messenger RNA, 358 nt
Organism: Tribolium castaneum (red flour beetle)
Lineage: Eukaryota; Metazoa; Arthropoda; Insecta; Coleoptera; Tenebrionidae
Source: the annotation of a RefSeq genome assembly
AUAAGUAAUUCAUAUUUUAAUUUUAUUAGCUCUAAUCAUUAUUUUCAUCAGCACACUUCUAAUUGAAUUCUAAACUUAACUUCAAAAAAAUCAUUUCUUGAUCGAGAAAAAAGAUCCCCAUUUGAAUGCGGAUUUGACCCUAAAGCCUCAGCUCGACUACCAUUUUCCCUACAUUUUUUCCUAAUUGCCAUCAUCUUCCUAAUUUUCGACGUAGAAAUCACUCUUCUUUUUCCCCUAAUUGUAUCUCUUAAAUUCAAUAGAAUAAUAUCCUACAUACCAACUCUUAUUAUAUUUUUAUUAAUUUUAUUAGUAGGACUUUUUCAUGAAUGAAACCAAGGAGCUCUCGAUUGAACAAAUU